Messenger RNA from Panicum virgatum (switchgrass), 2484 nucleotides. RefSeq names its product protein NRT1/ PTR FAMILY 8.3-like. Gene Ontology annotation, cellular component: membrane. Gene Ontology annotation, molecular function: transmembrane transporter activity. The record is from RefSeq and is a predicted model, not a curated record. The transcript has 5 exons. Gene Ontology annotation, biological process: transmembrane transport; oligopeptide transport. The coding region runs from base 465 to 2228 and encodes 587 amino acids. NCBI's taxonomy places the organism in Eukaryota, Viridiplantae, Streptophyta, Magnoliopsida, Poales, Poaceae.
AGCGCAAGUAAACUGACUCGCAACCACCAUUUACCCACAGCUUGGCCUCGCCGGGCGCGAGUACCCCGAGCCGAACUCAUCCCCCUUGCGGUCUCCCCCUCGCUCCAACUCUCCAAAUUCCACCCCAACCCCCCUGCACAUCCCGACUCCAACUCCGGCACCAAUCCCAGCACGGGCGCAAAUCAACGGGACACCGGAACAGCAACAGCAGCGGGCAGCGGGGGCGCCGGUGCCGUAUCCUUCACUCACUCCUCCCUUGAAACGUAGUACGAGUACCCAGAUCUACAAGCUACUGCUCGCCUUCCCUUCCCAUAAAUACCACUCCCGCCGCGAUUCCCACCUUGGACCAGCGGUUGUUGCUUCCUCGCGGAAAACGGAUAGAACAGCCGCCGCCCUUGCUCUCCGAUCGGGCGGAGGAUUGGAGCGCCCGGGGUUCGAUCCGGCGGCGUGCUCGUGCCUUAGGGAUGGCUGGCGCAGACCGCGGGGAGGAGGCCGCGCUGGAGCAGGGGCUCCUCGCUCCGGAGGAAACGAACCAACUAAUAUACACUGGAGAUGGAUCUGUCGACUUUUCUGGAAAUCCUGUUGUGAAGGAAACAACUGGUAGAUGGAAGGCAUGUCCAUUCAUAUUAGGUAAUGAAUGCUGUGAGCGGCUGGCCUAUUAUGGCAUCUCUACAAACCUCGUUACUUACUUGACAAAAAAGCUACAUGAUGGCAAUGCAUCUGCUGCUAGCAAUGUGACUACAUGGCAGGGAACUUGCUAUCUGACUCCGCUUAUUGGAGCAAUCCUGGCUGAUGCGUACUGGGGGAGGUAUUGGACGAUUGCAACAUUCUCCACGAUAUACUUCAUUGGGAUGGCAAUACUGACUCUUUCAGCAUCAGUUCCUAUGCUCAUGCCUCCAUCCUGUGAAGGAUCCUUUUGCCCACCAGCAAGCCCUUUUCAGUAUACUGUAUUUUUUCUUGGUCUUUAUCUGAUUGCCCUGGGUACUGGUGGAAUUAAGCCAUGUGUCUCAUCUUUUGGAGCGGAUCAAUUUGAUGAUACAGAUCCAGCUGAGCGAAUCCAGAAGGGGUCUUUCUUUAACUGGUUCUAUUUUUCAAUAAACAUUGGUGCUCUCAUAUCAAGCAGCUUUCUGGUUUGGGUCCAAGACAACCUAGGAUGGGGGCUGGGCUUCGGCAUCCCGACAGUAUUCAUGGGGUUGGCAAUCAUAAGUUUCUUCUCUGGCACAUCAAUUUAUAGGUUCCAGAAACCAGGAGGUAGUCCUAUUACACGAGUAUGCCAGGUGGUUGUUGCCUCUUUGCGCAAGUGGAAUGUACAUGUCCCAGAGGACAGCUCCCUCUUGUAUGAGCUACCUGAUGGGGUGUCAGCAAUUGAAGGGAGCCGACAAUUGGAGCACACCGAUGAACUCAGAUGUUUGGACAAGGCUGCUACAAUUACUGAUGUUGAUGUGAAAACAGCUGACUUCACUAAUCCAUGGCGGAUAUGCACUGUCACCCAGGUGGAAGAACUGAAGAUACUGCUAAGGAUGCUCCCUAUCUUCACAACAACAAUAGUGUUUUCCGCUGUUUAUGCUCAGAUGUCAACUAUGUUUGUGGAGCAAGGGAUGGUGCUUGACCCAUCCUUGGGUUCAUUCAAGGUUCCUCCAGCAUCCCUAUCCACUUUUGACACGCUAAGUGUCAUUCUUUGUGUCCCGAUCUACGAUUACAUACUGGUCCCACUAGCUAGGAGAUUCACUGGCAAUGAGAGGGGCUUUACGGAGUUGCAGAGGAUGGGCAUUGGCUUGGUAAUCUCCAUCAUAACCAUGGCAGUAGCUGCAAUCCUCGAGAUCAAGCGGCUGGCGAUUGCCAGGGAGCAACACUUGGUGGAUCAGAACGUCCCAGUCCCACUGAGCAUAUUCUGGCAAAUUCCUCAGUAUUUCUUGGUCGGUCUAUCAGAGGUGUUCACGUUCAUCGGGGCGCUUGAGUUCUUCUAUGAUCAGUCACCAGACGCCAUGAGAAGCCUCUGCAGCGCGCUACAGCUCCUCACGACAGCAUUUGGGAACUAUCUCAGCACGUUUAUCUUAACUAUGGUCGCCUACUUCACGACAAGGGGAGGCAACCCUGGAUGGAUUCCAGAUAACUUGAACCAAGGGCACCUCGAUUACUUCUUCUGGCUCCUUGCCGGUCUCAGUUUUCUGAACUUGGUCGUAUAUGUCGUCUGCGCCGGCAAGUACAAGAGCAAGAAAGCAACUUGAGUUCAGAGGGAGAGGAGCUCGAUGGUGUGAUGUCAACAUGGACAGCGCGCUUCAAAACCUGUAUAUAUGUCCCCCACUGCAUUGAAUCUGGCCGAAGCAAUGUUUCUCAUUGUACUCAGAUACAUAGUCUGAUUUUACAUUCAUAUUUUCUCUCCUUUCUGUAAAAUAUAUAUUUGACUCUCGGAAGUUGCUGCUCAAUGUAUACAAUCUCAUGUGCUUCUACUCUGGUAUCAGCAAGGAUUUCAAUUGCUGGUCA